Geodia barretti is the source of this 4051-nucleotide messenger RNA. NCBI's taxonomy places the organism in Eukaryota, Metazoa, Porifera, Demospongiae, Tetractinellida, Geodiidae. The record is from the annotation of a GenBank genome assembly.
GACCCCCCCGCCCUAGGAAAUUGGAGCGUGAAAUUCGAGAGCCUCUCAGCUCCGUACGUGUGGAAGCCAUUUUACAGCCGGCUCACGUGGAAAACCUGCGAGGUAUGCCAUUACCCCACAUUACUCUUAGUGUGGGUGACAGUAUCGCAGUACUCUUGGUAGAAUGUGGUGGAAGGCACAACUUUGUCGCACAACCUUACACACCACAUCUUAUUGAGCUGAUGGAAGCAAUGAGGGUUUAUUAUGAGCAUCAGUUGUGUACUCCUGUGUCAAUGUCCAAUUUUGUUGCUGGUGAUAUUUGUUGCGUUUUUCAUUCUGAUGAUCAAUGUUGGUAUAGAGCCAAGAUACUGUGGAUUUGGAUUAAUAUGCCAUAUGCAGCACAUGAAGAUAGCUGUUUGGUGUUGUUUGUUGAUUAUGGCACAAUAGAAAUGGUGUCUGGUUCGACAAUUUAUUCCUUGCAAACGGAAUUUUUUGAACUUCAUUGCCAAGCGCUAAAUGUAAACAUUUUGGACAUUUCAACAUUUAACUCACCGUACAAAUUUGUUGGCUCUGUUGUAUGCCUCAACAUAAGAUGUAAUGAUGGAUGUAAUUUCUUAAUUGGAACUAUUUCUCCUGAUAAUCUUCAAUGUGAAAGAAGAAUGAUUUCAAUUGAGUCAAGAAUGAAACUAAAGUUUCAGCAGGUGAGGUUCCCUUUUCAGGCUGUUGUGGCACACAUAUGUAGUGUGACAGAUUUUUACCUUCACAAAUUGGAUAUAGUUACAGCGGAAGGAAUGAAACUAUUUGAGAGUUACAUGCAAAGUUUUUACUCGAACAGAAACAACCACUGUGUGAAGGAAGGAAAUGCUGGGAGUAUUGCUUGUGUUUACUCCUCUGUCACUGAACUGUACUGCCGAGCCAUCAUUUUAGAAGCUGGAGUUGAUGACUGUUUUGUGCAAUUGGUUGAUUAUGGGCACUUUGAGAAAAUAUCAUUGAAAGGCAUCCUCCACCUGCCAGUCGAGUUUCUUUUCUUCCCUGUAUUCAGUAUUCAUUGUCAGCUUAAUGGUUUUGAACAAGAGAAUACAAUGGAAGAGGCCACGAAAAUUUUCCGAAGAAUGGUGGCUUUUAAUGAUGUUUGGACCAUUGUUGAAGGUAUAGGUACUCCUGAGUGUUCUACCUGGGAUUAUUUAUUUUCUGUUGAUCUCUGUGUAUUCAGUGAUACUGGACUACUGAACAUUUCCCAGCAUUUGCUGAAGAUGAGCAAUAAAUUUGGUGUUGUCUCUAAUUGGGAUCCAAUGCAGACUGAUUACCUUUCAUCUCAGAACAAGUAUCAUAAAUUGGAAAUAAGAGCAAGAUCUUAUUAAUUUCAUGGAUGACUGACUAUAUGUGUUCGUAACGUGACAUCACAAAAUGAUGAAUAAAGGUCCUCUAGAAAAACUGAUUAAAGAACCGAAGUCUAUAUAGGCAUCAUUGCUACUAAUCGUCCUUAAUUCCCAGACAAAUCCCCGAAAAGAUUAUAGUUAUUAUGUGUCCCUGAGGGGUUAGGCUGUAAUAGAGCCACAGACUUGAUAAUCAGUAUAUACAUACUACCGAUCUAUUAAUAUAAGCUCUCUUCAUUGCCAAUGCAACACACGAGGAAGCCCCUCCCUACCACUCGGAGUUACGUAAGUUCUUAAGUGCUGCGGUUUCAGAGUGCACGGUGCCUUUUUUUGGAGCUAAGUCUACGACCAGAAAUGAUCUCUUGAAGAGCAACAACCAAAGGAUGAUCCUUCACCUCUAUGCAGAUUCUGUGAAACAUCGUAUUGUCUCUGUAGUGAUUUUGAUUUUCAAGUUGGGCAGCUGAACUGCAGAAUCAGCCUAUCCCUAUGGAACUAUAGACUGUGCAUCUUGUUAACUCUCGGUGCACUUGCGCAGCAAGGGUUACAAUACUUGGUCUGUCUGUCUGUCUGUCUGUCUGUUUAUUUCUUUGUCAAAAUUUAUUCUUGCACUACAGGCUACGAGGUGGUCUAUGAGUUAUACCAACAGCUUCAGAAUAAUGCCAGCCUAAAAAUGUAAUGGCAAUAUUCCUGAAACAACUGUGUUGCAGAGUUAUACCGUGAAAAUCCGCAAAAGAGCCAAUAUGCAUAGUUGCACUGGGCCUACCUCGACCUGAUCUGCUCACUCUGUGUACUUUGAAAGCAUAAAAAGGCACAAUGAAUGGUGUGUAUCAACUCUUGCAUGCUAUCUACUUGUGCAGCUAGCCCGUGUCAGUCUAUCCACGAGCUACUAGCAUGAAGACCACGAUUAAAUGCAUACUCAUAAAUGAUACUCACUCGGGAAAAGGGAGCAUUCGUAAUUUUGGCACAGUUUUGAGCUACAGUCAGAAUAGUAAUAAAAUAGCCUUUUUCAAAUACAAAAUGCCUAAGCACAAACUAACAUUUUUUACACCCUGACACUGAGAAUAUGAGCAUGCAACCAAUUAUUGCGUAAAAAUUUGCAUGUAUUAAAUGUUCUCCUAAUGAGGAGUUUUUCUGUAGUAACACUCUUGGUCAUUACUCAUCAAAGGUACAUGAGAUCUGAAAAGUGCCUUUAUUAGCUUGUUAAGCAGGUUAGAUAAUUGUAGUAGAAAGCUUUUUAAGACAAAUAGUUCCUCUUCCUACAGCAGGUCGCAGAUUUUAAAGAAAUCUUCUGUAUCACAUGUUAUUUGAGGCCCUUUUUUCGGGUAAAAAAACACCCUUAAAAUGAAAAAAGUGUUUAAAUGUGGGGUAAAUGUGUGAUGAAUCAACUGAUGUUUCAAUAAGUAAACACAUCAUUCCUUUUACUCAUGUGGUCACAUCUAACAAUAGUGUUAAGCUAUCAGAGACUUGAAAUACCGGAUGGUUGAGCAGACCCUUAAGAGUGCUCUUCUCUCUGAGUAUGGGACAGGAAUUUAGAAGGUUACGGGUGAUAGGGAGGUUGUGUCACCACAAGGCUGAAGAAGAGCAACCCCGUGAUGCUGACAAUACAAUCACAUGCUUUCAAUCGGCACUGCACAAUAUUUUCUGUACCCAAAAAUUUCUUGUGGAAAUCUUCAAGCUCUGUCAUUACAGUUCAGCAAAGCAGGCUGCUUUCAAAGAAAUGCACAGAGAGCAAUAGUUCGGCUGUCCAGUAGUCCCCUUUUCACAAUUAUGUUAACUUUAGAAGCGAUUUGCUCACCAUGUGAGAAAGGUUAACCUUCAUAUUGACCCGCAUACCACAGCACACAUCUCGGCAUCUCAGCCUUGAUUCAGCGGCACUACUGGAUAUAUUGUAGCCCUACAGACUGCUAUGGGGUUUGAGGGGCUCAGAGGCUCAAUAGUGCUCUGGGUUUAAGCUGUGCGUACUUCGUAUGAGCAGACCUUCUUCAAACGACAGGACUGCACCCCACCCAGGUUCAGUGCUGUUGCAGCUUAUAAGUUGGAAUAUGUAUACUGUGUGCAUUGUUCUACGCGGUCACUCAGUCUGCACUGAGAGCAGCUUACAUCACGGAGCAUGCUUUGGAAAUCUUGGAAGUCGAGUUGUUUAAAGGAAUGUGGUCACAUUGGCUACUUCCGAUAUAAGAAAAUCUCUGUAUACUAUGACUGCACCCAGUGAAGGAAGCUAUCUGUGUCAGCAAUCCGGUGAAGAGAGCAGCACAACGCAAGAGUCACACAUUCAUUUUAGCAUGAACUGGAAGAAUUAAGGCACUAAUUACAUCUUCUGGAGUUGAGGCACAGGUUACAUUUGCUGUAAUCCCUCCACAUUUGUAAUAGAAUGGACACCAUAAUCACCAUUCACAUCUCUAGAAGGCGAAGCUACACUGUUAUCUGCAUGCAUCAACGAGGUUUCAAAGCAAAGGCAAAACAAACACAAUUAUACUCCGGACCACCAAAGGAAAGAAGACCUGCCAUCGGUGGGAUUCAAACCCAAGACAUUCUGCAGUCUAGGCGAACACUCUACCAUCUGAGCUACUACCACGCACAACCAAACAGUGAAAUAUAGAAAAGCAAGGAGACAAGCCAAGGAUGACCACGUGUAUGUGAUGCAGUUGUACAAUGGAUGAUAACUACAUUCUUUAAACUGACAUUGCUUGCUCAUG